AUGAAAGUGAAGGCGGCGUUAGCACUAAAAGAGUACAAUAACGGGAUGAAACUACGCGCUCUUUUAAGAGAUAACGACGUCUGCGAUGUGGUGUCUACUCUAUGGAUGAUCAUGCCUGGAGUUCGCGAAGUUGGGUCUUUCCUUACUACCUUUCCAGUCAACAAGAAUGGUGAGGGAAGGUCAAUUCAGUGGCGCGUCGACGGAGAUUACGUGCCAGAUCGAGUGCGAUUCCGGCUAGUCGAAUCGCUUGUUGAUGAUGCGUUGGAUAAGUUGAGGGGCGGAUUGGCGCUAGAUGAAGAAAUUGAGUUGGACACUGGUCAGUUCACCAGAGAGCAACUGGAAGCUAUGAAAUCCUUGUGGGGGCUACAAGAUACUUGUCGCAAUGCUGUUCUUUGCUGUACCUGGUUGAAUAGCACUAUACUGGAGUGUUGGCCGUAUACACCGCUGGUUGGGUUCGGAUUCGACCUGACGUACAACAAUCUCUUUUGCUUUCGAGAUUCCGCUUGGCUAAACGAUAAUGCCAUGCGUGCUUUUGCGGUUUGUCUCGCACGGUACAAGAACAAUUGUACAGUCAUGUACGACAGCAUGGGCGGUAAGAGAAACAAGAAACGGUUGCAGAAGAUGGCUGAAGAAAUCCGUACUGGGCCUCUACGUGACGAUUCCUACAAAGCUUUGGAAGUAACCGAGCCGGUGCAAACGGACAGUGACAGUUGCGGUGUGUUUGUGUGCCGGUUUUUCUGGACUUGCGUGAGCAGCGAAUCCCCCAGCGAUGUGUCCCCAGCUGGUAUUACGAAGCUGAGGUGGGAGAUGCUGCACGCAGUCAUGAAGUUGAGGCCGCGCUAG
Molecule: messenger RNA, 843 nt
Organism: Phytophthora infestans T30-4
Lineage: Eukaryota; Oomycota; Peronosporomycetes; Peronosporales; Peronosporaceae
Exons: 4
Coding region: 1-843 (280 amino acids)
Source: RefSeq, a predicted model, not a curated record